Messenger RNA from Cryptotermes secundus, 1611 nucleotides. RefSeq names its product pre-mRNA-splicing factor CWC22 homolog. Bases 994 to 1509 code for a protein of 171 amino acids. NCBI's taxonomy places the organism in Eukaryota, Metazoa, Arthropoda, Insecta, Blattodea, Kalotermitidae. The record is from RefSeq and is a predicted model, not a curated record. Gene Ontology annotation, cellular component: catalytic step 2 spliceosome. Gene Ontology annotation, molecular function: RNA binding. Gene Ontology annotation, biological process: mRNA splicing, via spliceosome. The transcript has 5 exons.
GGGCGCCCCACAUUGACAAGACAGUAACAUUCAUUCAAAAGAAAUAUCUGUUCAUGAGCCCCAGUGGGGGGUCGACCCAAGACAGACAGUCUGACUGACCGUCAGUUGCAACAUGACUGUCCUGUCCUGUUCUACGUGAGUAGUUAGCGCGUGUGAUGGUGAAAAGUGAGCUGGAAAGUGGGUGCUGUUUAAAUAUAUGUGGGAUGUUCCCACGUAGCUAAGUAACUGUUGCCAGUUCAUUUACCUUCUUGUGCUUGUGGUGCUUGUCAUCUGCAGUUGCUAAACAUUUCGGUUGGAAAGAGAAGUUGCGUGUGGUCUGUGUGAUAGGGCGCUUAGUGAAGUUGUGGAGUUUUUCACAUCUCGAGGAAAGUGUUAAUAACAGUGUGUGUAGUUAGAUUUGACAUCAUUUCAAAAUGGAGAGUAAAACAAAAUCUAGACAGGAAAUUAAUAUAGAAUCUCCGAAGCCUGAUACGCGGUCCACAGACAGAAAGAGACUGCAUUUCUCUUCAUCUGAUACAUCUAGGACAUGAGGCGCAUAUAUACCUCCUGCCAAGUUAAGAAUGAUGCAAGCCCAAAUUAUGGACAAAUCUGGUGCCUCAUAUCAGAGGAUAGAAUGGGAAGCACUGAAAAAAUCUAUACAUGGGCACAUCAAUAAGGUGAACACUGGAAAUAUUGCUAUUGUCGUGUGAGUGUUGCUGAAAGGAAAUAUUGUCGGGGUGAGGGCAACUUUGUUGUUCAAUAAUCCAGACGCAAGCAGCAUCAGUGACGUUCAGCCAUGUUUAUGCAGCGUUGGUAGCAGUUAUCAACUCCAAGUUCCUAAAUAUUGGAGAAUUGCUGCUGAGACGGCUUGUCAUCCAGUUCAGACGUGGUUUCAAGCGCAAUGAUAAGACCAUUUGAAUUUCUGCUGCAACAUUUUUUGCUUACCUUGUAAACCAGCGAGUGGCUCAUGAUAUUUUGGCUCUGGAGAUCCUAACUCUUCUUGUGGAAACUCCAAUGGAUGACUCUGUAAAAGUAGCAAUAGCAUUUCUGAAAGAAUGUGGCAUGAAAUUAAUGGAAGUGUCAAAUAAAGGAGUUCUUGCCAUCUUCGAGAUGCUAUGUAAUAUAUUACAUGAGGGACAGCUUGAUAAAAGCGUAAAAUACAUGAUUCAAAUGAUAUUCCAAGUGAGAAAGAAUGAAUUUCGUGGUCUAAAGGAAUUAAACCUUGUUGAAGAAGAGGAUCAGUUUACACAUCUUGUCACAUUAGACGAUGCCAAGGAUUCAGAAGACAUUCUUAAUGUAUUCAAGUUUGGCCCAGAAUAUGAAGCCAAUGAGAAGAAGUAUAGUGCUCUCAGAAAAGAGAUUCUAGAUGAAGGCAAUAGUAGUUCAGAAAGUGUCUCAGGUUUAGAAGAAGAAAAUGACUCAGAAGAAGGAAGUGAAAAUGGUAAGCUACAAAUUAAUUCUUAUGAUUUAUUAAAUUGGCAAAAGUGUCAUGUUUGUAUACUGUCAUGCAGCUCCACAAGUGAAGCAUGAUCCCUUUUUCAUAUUUAUGUCCUUUUCAUACUACACAAUUUUAGGUCAACAGGAUAUUUUUUGGUAGAAUUUACACCUAGUAAUUGUUCUUUGUUCAUGCAU